Molecule: messenger RNA, 1900 nt
Organism: Conger conger (European conger)
Lineage: Eukaryota; Metazoa; Chordata; Actinopteri; Anguilliformes; Congridae
Product: somatomedin-B and thrombospondin type-1 domain-containing protein
Exons: 6
Coding region: 82-969 (295 amino acids)
Source: RefSeq, a predicted model, not a curated record
UGGAGAGCCAGCCCGAGGGGCCCGGGGGGAGGGCGGGAGAACGGGGGAGACGAGGGCGUGCGGGCGUACUUCCCUGGAGCCAUGAGGGGAUUAUCUGCAGGGCGCGUUUGCCUGGCGCUGUUGGCGGCUCUGCUGGGUACGUGCCGCUUGGCUGAGGGAGGGUGCCAGGGGAAAUGCUGCCAGGGCUCGGAUCGCUCCUGUACCGUCACGGACUGGAGGAUGGACCGCGUCUUCGGGACCUGCUACUGCGACGACACCUGCCAGAGGACCAAGGACUGCUGCUUCGACUACCCCACCGUGUGCCCAGCAGUCGGAGUGAUUCACUCGGAAAGAAUACAGCCAUUCACCUCAUCAAAACGAUUCAACAUAUUUCAUGGUUUGCAACUCAUGGUGAAGAUAACACAAGCUCAGCCCUGUGUGGUGAGCCAGUGGAGCCACUGGAGCGGAUGUGUUGAGAAGUGCCGGCAGGCUAUGCGAGUGCGCCGAAGGCAGGUCGAGCAGCAGGCCCGAAACAGCCCUUACAUCUGCCCCCCACUGGAGGAACGGGCUGGCUGCAUGGACUACGUCAACCACCAGGGAGAGCACUGCGCACCAGGUCCUGCUUUGAUAACUGCAGCAGAGUUUGGCGCUAAAAGACCUAAAUAUGAUAUGUAUGGAGAACCACUGGACCCUGGGUACUGUGUGGAGUUCAAGAUGGAGUGGCUGUCCCCUUACUGCGCGGUGGAGAACCGCCACCACACGCGCUGGAUGCAGUACCUGCGGGAGGGAUACACCGUGUGUGUGGCCUGCCAACCCCCGGCCAUGAACAACCACAGCCACGGCUGCCAAGGAGACGGCACCGCCACUGACAGGGACUCGCUGCUCCAGUGGCAGGCUGUGGGGAGCCCGAGGUGCCGGGGGACCUGGAAGAAGCUGCAGAGGCAGGAGCGCUGUGGCUGCCCACAGGUGCACAGCUUCGUCUUCAUCUGACAACACGCCGCGCUGUAAAUACACGUUCUGCAUGUACAGCCCCUCUUUCAACAUGGCUCCCAUUUACCGUGCUCUUCCAGUGGCAAACCAGAGCAAAUGCCACAAUGAGAAAUGUGUGUCUACAUAUAUUAUGUGAUAUAUCAUGUAUGUCAAUCUUGUGCUUUUUGUCGAAGACACCGAUAACAAUGUCUUAUUGUUCUUUUAUUUACUAAAAUGUAGUCAUAUAAACUAGACUGCCUUGUCCAUUUGAGUUUUAUAGCUUCACUGCAGAUAAUGCCAAACUAAACUCAGUAAGACAAGAGCGUUCUCACAGGGUAAUAGAGUUCGGCAUCAGUUCAAGUGAUGCUAAUUUUGCGGUAUAAUUCUGUUAUUUAUUUAUAGCAAAGGUGGACUCUCAGGACAGCCUGUUCAUUGCCUGCCCUUUGUAAUAUUUACAGUAAAUAGUUAUAUUGAAGAGGACAACUUUCUAAAUCACUUUGAGUGCCCUCUGCUGGCUUCCAAAAGUGCUGCACCUCAUAAUUACCAAUACUGUAGUGUUGAUUCCUAGACCCACACGAUAGUCAAAUAUACUGCCUGACAUGUGAAUCUAGCAACAGUGAUUCAAUUCCCAUAUAGCGAAUGGCUUUGAAACCCUUUACCAGUACAAACUGAAUACAAACAACUGACUUUUCAGAAUAAACAGUAAACAGUCAGUCAUGGCAUGAAGUCUUGUCAAUGUCAAGAUUUAUUUUUACAGUAAUGAAGUUACAUUACUCAGUUAUUUCCAUUUUAAAUGAAAAACAAUCUAUAAACAUGUUAUUUUGUUCAACUGGCAUAGUUUUUUUUUUUUUGCUCAGUUCCCAUCUCUGUUGGGCAGAUCCAUUAAAUGGCAGUGUACUGCAAUAUAUAAACACAUGACAAUAUGAAAAUAAAAGCCUUUAAUAAAAAUACA